AUGUCGGAUUUACAUCUUCAUCCUCAUCAACCUAACCUUUUGAGGAGUGCAUGGUCCAGGAUUGAAGACGCUCCUGAAUUGGUGACCAAUAUUCUUGGCCACUUAGAAAGACACGAGCAAGUUCCGGCAAGCCGCCUCAACAAGAAGCUUAACUUCAUAGCAACCGAGUUGAUAUGGUAUCGCGUGGACUGUAGAGUCUUUCUGUUCCUCACCAGAGGCAUUCUGUGGACCAAAGGCACCUAUAGACAGCGCAUGAUCAGACUCCUCCGAACUCCUACGAAAGCGGACUGGGCACGGUGGAAACCUCUUGCUGAGAUGACAAGAGAAUUCUCCGAUCAGUCCAUCGAAUCUGCUUAUGGUCUCGAGGAUCACGAUAUCUUCAGGCUUCUCGCCACUCGGCCGGAAAUGCACCUAUUCCCAAACUUAUCCAGGGCCUACAUCAUGGAGGCUCAUCUUUCGCCACUUUUCUUAUCGCCCACUAUUUCCGAGCUUCACCUCACCGUUAGCUUCGAGGAUCAGCACGGUCACGCUUCAUAUAUGGAAGACACUGCUCCGUGGAUAUCCGACUACAUUUCCAACCUGAAAGCAUUGCACAUCUAUCCAUGGCGCAUAUUGCCCACCUCCGACUCUCAUUCUCCUGCCACGGCCACCAUUCGUUCUAUUCUCCAUGGAGCUUGUAAAACUCUGACAGAGACAAGUUUCCCAGUGUACUACGCCGACUGGGGAAUGCUUCAAUCCCUCCUACAAUCCGAAAACCUCCGCUCGAUCCAGUCCAAUUAUCAUUCGCUGGCAGGCCCCGCAGAGCCUAUCCUAUACACCGGAUGUCAAGAUAUUCUACACUGGACCUACAGCGAGAUCCAUUUUCCGAUGAACUUAGCCCUUCCAUUCAAAAACCUCGUGGAUCUGGACAUUUCCUUUCCCUAUCCCAGUAUCGCCACACAACUCUUACGCGAGACUGUUCUUACCCAACUCGACUCUCUUACACUCCAUUUCACGGUCUUAAAGCCCGACAACCUUGGUGUUCCCUCUCCUGCUCAAUUCUCGCUUACACCCCUAUUCUACCGGAUAUACGACUCUGCCCCGCAAGUCCAGCAUCUGAAGAUAUUCAUGGUUCCAUCCCAGCGGAAGGGUUCUUCUAAUAUAAGGAACGUUCCCAUCGUCAACUGGAUCGACUUGUCUCCCAUAACCCUCCUCGUCGACCUCGUCUCCUUCGAAAUCACUCACGUCUAUCCAAUCGACAUAUCAUCCCAUCAUAUUGCCAAGAUCACCCGUGGACUCCCAUCCUUGACAAGAUUUAUCCUCAAUCCCCACCCUGUGAUCAUACGCAGUACUUCGUAUGGUCUCGACGUAUUAUUUGCAAUGGCAGCAUGGGGAAAAAAACUCAAAGAGGUGGGAAUAUUCAUGAACUACCACGAGACGAUGCCGUCCAUUCAAGAAGGUGUCUUCUUCGACCUACUUCGCACUUUAUAUGUCGGCCUUUCCUUCACGCCUGAAGAUGAUACGAUAUAUAAUGCAACAUGUCACGCAUUAUAUUAUCUCCUACCUCCCAGCGCCAAGAUCAAGACAUGUCCCUCCUCCCUUGCACCAUUCCGUCCUGUCUCGACAUUUUUUGAGGACAAUGAUGGAUCACUCUCCGAAUUCUCAGACACCUGUCUUGAAGACCUGCAAGAUGCAUGGGUAGGGGUAAGAGGGGCCAUGAAACAGAUUCACGAGACUGUUAUCCUCGUUCAUGGGAGUCGGAUGGUGAGAAGGGAAGACAUGGAGGCCAAUGGAAUCCUAUCUUGA
Stereum hirsutum FP-91666 SS1 is the source of this 1785-nucleotide messenger RNA. RefSeq lists its product as uncharacterized. The transcript has 4 exons. The coding region runs from base 1 to 1785 and encodes 594 amino acids. Lineage: Eukaryota; Fungi; Basidiomycota; Agaricomycetes; Russulales; Stereaceae. The record is from RefSeq and is a predicted model, not a curated record.